Molecule: messenger RNA, 2569 nt
Organism: Lagopus muta (rock ptarmigan)
Lineage: Eukaryota; Metazoa; Chordata; Aves; Galliformes; Phasianidae
Gene: EMCN
Product: endomucin
Source: RefSeq, a predicted model, not a curated record
AUGCCCUUCAACAUCAUGCACAGGAAGGUUGAGUACAGCUGGGAGAAACACCUCUUGCUUCUCAGUGUUGAGGUCUGCUGCAUAUUCUUUAGCCUGGCUCAAGAAGGAUUACCACAGCAAAGACAAAAAGAUGAAAUUUCAAACACUACUGUCAGUGCAAACGUUUCUGCAUCUAUACCAAAAACUGAGGAAGAAGCUUUGAACACAACCACUUUAAGAGCAACAACACUGCUAGCAACAAAGCUGACAGCAACUACAGCCUCAACUAUGACUGUGUCCAUUACAACAAGAAUAGAUAACACAACUACUCCAGCUAAUGCCACAGAGAGUAGUACGACACAACAUACAGCCGUGCAGCAGCCAGCACAGGCGACCCCUACAGCAAGAACUGAAAGUGGCGACACAACAAGUGCUGUCCAAGUGAAUGGAACACAAUCUGCACAAACUGAGAGUGCUACAACUACUAAGACAGGGACUUUGUCUCCUACAACCUCUUUACAAGAAAAUAUUACUGCUCCUGGAACCUCAGACCUUUCUGUGAGCACCCUGCCAAUACCAACAGAUUCUGGCAGCACUGGAAACAGUUCCGAGAAAACGAAAGUAUUGGAGGAUACCAUCCAUUACUCUAGUGUUAUCCUGCCCAUUGUCAUCGCCUUGAUUGUCAUUACCCUCUCCGCCUUCUCUCUGGUGGCCUUGUACAGAGUGUGCCAUAAGAAAACUCCAGACAGACAAGAGAACGGCACUGAACAGGCCCAGUCAGAUAAAGAAGGUGUCAAACUUCUGUCCGUGAAGACAACUUCUGCUGAGACUGGAGAGAAUUCAUCUCAGGGGAAGAAUAAAGCUCGACAGUGUGAUGAUUCCUCUUCAAACUUCAGCAAUAAAUAUAUGUGAAGCAGCCUGGUUUAAGACAACGUGCAGGAACAUCCCACCAAGGUUGCAGUGCCACAGGAACUGUGGAGCAGCUGAAGCUUUUUGCCAGGCAGGACACUUGUGCUAAUGACUAGCCCUUGACUCCUAAGCCUCAAGUGCCUCCUGUCCUUUCUGGAACGACGUGCUUUUUUUGAUGGCUUAAUAACUGGUAUAUCAUAUGUAUUUAUUAUGUUCUCAUAUAGUAGAAGCAGAAAAACUCUCAAGAAGGUUGAAGAGCGUGUUUGCAUAGUCAUUAUUACAAGAAUCUUCUGCACAUACAGGAAGGAAUAUGAUAGCAUACUUUGUUGAACUUAUGGUAUUUAGGGUUCUUUUAAUUGUAUGUAGCAAAAUACAAACACGGCCUGACCCUUGAAGCAUUACUGGGCCAACUGCCGCAAUGGAAGUUAAUUCAGUGAUUUCCUGGAGACUCCCCACUGAAGCACAUGCUUAACUUGUCAUAAAUGUUUACAGGAUGGGAUGCCUGGGUGAAAUACUGAAGUGCAUGCUUUAUUUCUGUGAAGGGGGGGAAUAUGCUUUGCACUGAUGUUUGCAUUUUUGUUUUUUGAAGUUCUAUAAAUUGCUGAAUAUGGUCCUUGUGAUGUAGCAGGCAAGACAGUUAAUUUUCUCCUAUUCCUUGGCUAGCCGCUGCAUUAUACAUGCUGUGAAUGACUCCUCUGUGAGCUGAGGUGCACGGUAGGGAUCAGCAGGAAAAGCAAUUGUGCAGCUGAACCCUGUAUUUGGAGUAAUGCAUGAGAUUUCUGUUGACUACCGAAUAACUCUGGAAGUUUAAGGAGUGUUUCAAGUGAUGAUUACAGACUUAAUCUGUACAGAGCUGAUGCUGCAAAAAUAUCAAGUAGUGCUUCUACCUGCAUGUAUCCUACUCUGCUAGAACUGUAAAUGUUCAAAAAUUAUAGUAAUGUGAGUAUCUGCUCAGCCUCAGUCCACUGGCUCUGGCAGUGUGCUGAGAAACUCCAUCAUUGCAUUUGGGAAAGGAAAGGAAAGGAGACAGUUGGUGGUGUAAGUGUGGGGCUGAGAGCCAGGCCAGCAAUUUGAAUUGUGAUACCAUUGAUACAAUGCUUUUGAGGAAACUUCUCUCUCCAAUUUCCCUGUGUGAGUUGAGAAAACUUAACUAGCAGUAUGGCAAAAGAUUAAAUGGAUUUGUUAGUUCAUAUUUACGACAAAGUGUUCAUUUCCCUAAUUUUAACUGUUGCUCUUAUUUCAUUGGUGAUGGAUCUAAUCCUCUGUCUUAGCAGCACCAAGAGAAAUUUUGAUGAAGUUUUGUAGAAGUUGAGAAAUGAACAAGGGUGCUCCAUGCUGCAGCUGAACUUCUAUGGUCUGUUUGGGUGCUCCUAAGUCAUUUGGGUUGCUCCAGCUCCAGAGCAGAGGAAUUUUGUACCUGCUUUAGAAAGGUCAGGUUGCCUAAAAUAUACCAAAUAGCAUCUGCACCUACUCAGAUUCCUGAUUGCUGAAGUUUCCAAUGAAAAAAGAAAGCAAUCAUUGUGCAUUUUCAUGUUGAUUUUAAAAUAUUUUUGUAGCAUGUUGCAUCCUACUGACAGGACAGUAGAAAAGACCAGAGAAACAUUACAAAAAAUACAUGCAUGUGUAAAAUUUGUUCAUUACCUCCAUGAUGUGUCAAGAAGAGAAAACAACUUCCUAUUAA